GUUGCCUAAACCAUUUCGAAAACUAAACGAAGAUGGUGAUGAUUUUUCCAGAGAGUUCAAGGAGAAAUUGAUGCAGGAAGUCAUUGAAAAGAAACCACCAGAGGGCAUAGGUUAUUUUAACAUCCUCCUACUGGGACAAGCUGCAUCUGGAAAAUCGUCUUUCUUUAAUACCAUUUCUACGGCCAUAGCGAACGAAAAAAGAAUACUUGAACCACUUUCUGUACUUGAAAGUUCAGACAGCAGUGUUACAUCUAAGUUACAAACACAGCCAUUGAAAUCACACAGCACUGGUUCUACCUUACCUAUUCGAAUAUACGAUUGCCGUGGUCUACACAAAUCAACUGGAAUUCCGACAGACGACAUUCAGAAAGUGGUUCAAGGACAUAUAAAACCCGGUUACACGUUUAAUACAUACGAGACCAUCAAAGAAAAGGAUCCAUUCUACCGAUCUAAACCUGGACUAAAUGAUGCAAUCCAUUGCCUUGUAUACGUGGCAAAAGCAGAUAAUCCAUCUGAAGCCUUGACUGAUGAAAGUGUUAAACAGCAGUUUGACAAAAUGCGAUCAGAUCUGUGUAAAAUCAAUGUUCCACAAAUGGCAUUAAUCAACAUGAUUGACCGUGUAGGACAGGAAAAAUUAGAGGAUGUCUUUUGGUCCAAAAGUGUGGAGAAUGUUUGCGAAGGAGCCCGGAGAUUUCUGUGUCUUCCACUAAACCAUAUUCUGCCAAUGUCGUGUUACUAUAACGAGAUACGGCCAACAAUUGUUAAGGAUACUCUGGCGUUGUUCAACUUAAAUUCGAUGCUUUACAGCGCAAAUGAUUAUUUGAAUGCAAAAAUGAAAAUUGACACACCAGAAGAUUUUUAUGACUAAACUUGAAAUCUUUAUAUAAGUUAUGCUAUAAACAAGAUGAUUUUUUUCAUGUAGAGCUUGACACGUCGUUCGUUUUUAUAACGUGUUUGUUUUGAAUAUAUUUAGUGAACUUGUACAUAAUGAUAUCUAUGAUGUCUGCUCUUAGAGAAUACUUUUUGUUGUUCUCUAUCUCAAGAUGUAUUGCAAAACCAUUUAUUUUAAGAUAUCUAUAUUAUAAUGUACAUGAAAUGAU
This is a messenger RNA of Saccostrea cuccullata (small rock oyster), 1100 nucleotides long. Its product is annotated as interferon-induced protein 44-like. Bases 71 to 868 code for a protein of 265 amino acids. Lineage: Eukaryota; Metazoa; Mollusca; Bivalvia; Ostreida; Ostreidae. The transcript is spliced from 5 exons. The record is from RefSeq and is a predicted model, not a curated record.